GUGCAGUAUGUUGAGUGGGUGGGUGCUAUCUUUUCUUUUUGUAACUUGAAAUUGUUUUAUUUUCCAGAUCGAUGGACUUUGACACGGUCGUUGGUCCGAUUGGUGGUUGUAGUACGCGGGAUUAUCGGCCACUCUUCCGCCGUAACCGCGAAAAACAACAUCGCUUCAGAAUGAGCCAUCACCCCUAUACUCCCUCCUAUCGUCUUGGCGGUGAAGUUACCGACCAGAUUAAAACCCUGAACCCGCUUCCGAUAGCGACGAAUGAGCCUAUAAUCUGUCUGCUGGCAACACGGCCUGUCGUUGUGCGCAACUGUCAACUGACAAAACGUCAAAAAACUGUAUUUGCCCGAACCUGGAUCAUUGCAGGGGAGGAGGAGAUGUGGCGGAUUGUCAAAACAAUUGAAGAAAAACGAAACCAACUUCCCAAUAGAGCUGCAUUGUGUGCAGUUUUUAGUCAAUAA
Messenger RNA from Anopheles merus, 461 nucleotides. RefSeq lists its product as uncharacterized. The transcript is spliced from 3 exons. The coding region runs from base 72 to 461 and encodes 129 amino acids. The record is from RefSeq and is a predicted model, not a curated record. NCBI's taxonomy places the organism in Eukaryota, Metazoa, Arthropoda, Insecta, Diptera, Culicidae.